Messenger RNA from Verticillium alfalfae VaMs.102, 889 nucleotides. RefSeq names its product cross-pathway control protein. Lineage: Eukaryota; Fungi; Ascomycota; Sordariomycetes; Glomerellales; Plectosphaerellaceae. Bases 1 to 846 code for a protein of 281 amino acids. The record is from RefSeq and is a predicted model, not a curated record. The transcript has 3 exons. Gene Ontology annotation, biological process: positive regulation of cellular response to amino acid starvation. Gene Ontology annotation, cellular component: transcription regulator complex. Gene Ontology annotation, molecular function: DNA-binding transcription factor activity, RNA polymerase II-specific; RNA polymerase II cis-regulatory region sequence-specific DNA binding.
AUGGCUUCCCUCCAGUUCCCCCACACUGCCGGCAUUAUCCGCGCAUCAAACACCCUAUCAACACGUGGAACGGAUCAAAAUACAUCUGGAAGCUCACGCCACACAUCGCGACCAGUUCGCCCACCAGUCCCGCUAUUUGCAGAGAGCACACCCGGUAUUACACAAUCUGAUUCUGCGAACAUGAAUAUCGCGGACUUCGCGGAAUUUACAGGGUUCGAGGGUGGGGCAUCCACUGCCUACUCGUCGCCCAGCGCCCCUUCGGUAUUCGAUAUGCCAAGUGGAUCCCACAACAUUGGUACUGUUUCACCGCAGGACCUCUUAAUUCAGGAUCCAUACAUGUCCGCGCCGAAUUCAACGGCAUUCACCGCCUUGACAUCGCCUUCGCCAUUCGAAUCGCCAGAAUAUAUUGAUGGCUACGAAGUGUCGCCAAACUUUGGGGGCUCUGGAGAAUUCGAUGUGGCUAGCAACCAGUGGUUCUCACUUUUCCCUGACCAGAACGCGAGUGUCGAGACACAGGGGGCGGAGCAGCCGCUUGGGCACAAUGUUCAGAACAGCUUGGCAAGCGGGUCCCCCCGCCGUAAGUCGAGUGCCUCGCCUGCUACUGGGCGGCACUCGUCGGUGGCUGGCGUCAACGCGAGGAAACGAGACAAGCCUCUGCCACCCAUCGUUGUUGAUAAUCCGGAUGACGUUGUGGCGAUGAAGCGCGCUCGCAACACUCUGGCAGCCCGUAAGUCUCGAGAGCGUAAAAUGCAGCGGUUCGAGGAUCUGGAGGAAAAGAUUCGCAAGUUGGAGGCGGAACGUGAUCACUGGAAGACGAUGGCUUUGGGUCAGUCGACCACCGACUAAAGUUUUUUUGCAUUCCGAGUUUAGGGGGAACUGGAGUUUUACU